CAGACUGAGACUGAAAACUCUCUUUACGCAUCCUCUUACGCAAACUCAGUUACAUUUAUUUUGCUAUCAACAUGGGGGAUCACCACAGACCAUCAAGUUCACAUUCUCACAAGUCAUCUGUCAGCGAUGAGUACCUCGCUCGUAAAAGGGAGAAAGAAGAAAGAGAAAGACGCCGCAAGUUGAAAGGAAUGUACCUGGAAAAUCGUGAAAAAAAACUUGAACCCAAGAGAAGGAAAUGGGAAGAUGAUUAUGAGGUUGAUGAAGAGUAUGCCAAGAGUUGGGAGACAAGCCCCCGGUCAACAAGAAGUUCAACACCAAGCUCUCGAUCUCAUCGAUCAUAUACACCAAGACCCGGUUCUACUCCAAGACCCGGUUCCACUCCAAGACCAGGUUCCUCAAGACAUGGAUCUGUUGCUGGAACACCUAGAGUUCCUUACAGCUACUGGGAAAAUCCCUCAAUGCGUAGAGAAGAGGUUGAUGAAGAUCCUGAAUUAAUGAAAGAGUUAGAUCGUCGUUGGUAUGAUGAUUUAGCUGAUGUAAAACCUUUUGAUGACAUGCCAGAGGAAUAUGUUAUAAAGAAAGAGGAAGCUUUGAAAAAGAGUAGAGUUCAGAGGAUAUCAGCUCAACGACGGCAAAUUCAAAAGGAUAAUGAAAAGUGGGAAAAUAAUCGUUUACUUUUAUCUGGAGUCAUGAAACAAACGGACGAGGAGUUAGAAGACACUUCCGAAGAAGAAAGAGUUCACUUAAUUGUUCACAAUAUUGUCCCACCAUUUCUUGAUGGGCGAAUUGUAUUUACCAAACAAUUCGAGCCAGUUAUCCCUGUUAAAGAUGGUACUUCAAAUAUAGCGAUUUGCGCAAAAAAAGGGUCUGCUUUAACAAGAUAUCACCGAGAGAUGAAAGAGCGAAAAAAAGCACAGAAGAAAGAAUGGGAGCUCGCGGGAACUCGCAUUGGUGAUAUUAUGGGUAUCAAAAAAGAAAAAGAAGAUCCAAAAAACAACAGCGAAACUGACUAUAGAACAGAACAUCGUUUUGGGGAUCAUCUCGAUAACAAAUUAACCGACAGAGAAAAAAUCAGACGCCAAAGACAAAUGUUACCUGUUUUUGCAGUACGAAGUGCAUUAAUGAACGUCAUCCGUGAAAACAACAUCAUCGUUAUUGUUGGUGAAACCGGUUCAGGUAAAACAACACAAUUAACUCAAUAUCUACAUGAGGAAGGGUAUACAAGCUAUGGAAUGAUCGGAUGUACGCAACCCCGUCGUGUUGCAGCAAUGUCAGUUGCCAAAAGAGUUUCAGAUGAAAUGGGUGUUAAAUUAGGAGAAGAAGUCGGAUAUUCAAUUCGAUUUGAAGAUAGAACAUCAAAGAAAACGAUCAUCAAGUACAUGACUGACGGUAUUCUUCUUCGAGAAUCCUUAUCUGAUCCAGAUCUCGACAAUUAUUCAGCUAUCAUCAUGGACGAAGCUCACGAAAGAAGUUUAAAUACUGAUGUUUUGUUUGGAAUCUUACGAGAAGUUGCUGCUAAGCGAAUCGACCUGAAACUGAUCGUAACUUCAGCAACUAUGGACUCUUCCAAAUUUGCAUUGUUUUUUGGUAAUGUGCCUGUAUUCACCAUUCCUGGACGUACUUUUCCCGUCGACGUUCUACACAGUAAAAACGUUGUUGAAGAUUAUGUAGAUCAAGCAAUCAAGAAAGCAAUAGAGAUCCAUUUAAGUAUGCCUCCUGGUGAUAUCUUAAUUUUUAUGCCUGGUCAAGAAGAUAUUGAUGUUACAUGUGAAGCUAUCACUGAACGUUUAAAAGACUUAGAAGAUACAUCAAAACCACCUCCUCUCUCUAUUUUACCCAUUUACUCACAGCUUCCAUCUGAUCUGCAAGCGAAAAUUUUUCAAAAAUCUGAAGAUGAUGUUAGGAAAUGCGUGGUAGCUACAAAUAUUGCUGAAACAUCUUUAACAAUUGAUGGAAUAAAAUACGUAAUUGACUCUGGUUUUUGUAAGCUUAAAGUUUAUAAUCCGAAAAUUGGUAUGGAUGCUCUUCAAAUUUAUCCUAUUUCCCAAGCUAAUGCUAAUCAGAGAUCAGGUCGAGCCGGUAGAACUGGUCCUGGUCAAUGUUUCCGUUUAUAUACCGAAGAUCAAUACCGACAUGAAUUACUUACAACGUCAGUGCCUGAGAUUCAACGUACAAACUUGGCUAAUGUUAUUCUCCUCCUUAAAUCACUCGGAGUUCAGGAUUUGUUAGAAUUUCAUUUUAUGGAUCCUCCUCCACAAGACAAUAUGCUGAAUUCAAUGUAUCAAUUGUGGAUUCUUGGUGCUCUUGAUAAUGUAGGAAACUUAACUCCACUCGGUCGUAAUAUGGUCGAGUUUCCAUUGGAUCCAGCCAUGUCUAAAAUGUUGUUGAUUUCAACAGAAAUGGGUUGCUCUGAAGAGAUGAUGACGAUUGUGUCUAUGUUAUCUGUCCAGUCAAUUAUAUAUCGACCAAAAGGACGUGAAGAGGAAUCUGAUAGUGUUAGAGAAAAAUUUCACGUACCAGAAUCAGAUCAUCUAACCUUGUUGAAUAUUUACCAGUUCUGGGAAAGAGAACAAAAUAAAUCUUCAUGGUGUAAAGAACAUUUUAUUCACAUGAAAUCAAUGAAAAAAGUGAGAGAAGUCCGUCAACAAUUGAGAGAUAUUAUGAAAAGUUUAAAACUGCCGAUCAUUUCUUCUGGUAAUGAAUGGGAUUGUAUCAGAAAAUGUAUCGCUUCAGCAUAUUUCCAUCAAGCAGCUAGAUUGAAAGGAAUCGGUGAAUAUGUAAAUAUGAGGAAUGGAAUACCAUGUCAUCUUCACCCCACUUCUUCACUCUAUGGAAUGGGUUUUACGCCAGAUUAUGUUGUUUAUCAUGAACUUUUGAUGACUUCCAAAGAGUACAUGCACACAGUUACGGCAGUGGAUGGUAAUUGGUUAGCUGAACUUGGGCCUAUGUUUUAUUCUGUAAAAAUACCUCAAAAAUCACGGGUUCAAGCUAGACAAGAAAUGAAAAAUCACGAGAAAGCAAUGGAGGAGGAAAUGGCCGCUGCUGAAGAAAAGUUGAAGAGGAUGAAAAAAGAGAAAGAAGAGAAAGAAAUGUUGAAACCAAAAACGCCGAUAUUCAAGCGUCCUGCAACUCCAAGAAAACCGUCUAGACUCGGAUUGUAAUUUUAUUAACGAUUCUUCACAUCUUGUAAAUAUUUAAACUCAUCUGAAAUUAGUUUAUAUGAUUUUCUAUUAAAUAAAUUUAAAACUAAAAUUGUAAAUCUAA
Messenger RNA from Tetranychus urticae (two-spotted spider mite), 3264 nucleotides. It is a transcript of the gene Prp16, whose product is annotated as ATP-dependent RNA helicase l(1)G0007. Lineage: Eukaryota; Metazoa; Arthropoda; Arachnida; Trombidiformes; Tetranychidae. Gene Ontology annotation, cellular component: intracellular anatomical structure. Gene Ontology annotation, molecular function: 3'-5' RNA helicase activity; ATP binding; RNA binding. The record is from RefSeq and is a predicted model, not a curated record.